AUGUCUCUACGAUCGUUGAAAUCCGCCCGUGAAAUCGUCAGCAAACUUCAAUCCGGUUCUGGUGCUCAGAAGCUCUCACCCCAAGUGACCAAAAUCUCGCUUGCUUAUGCAUUCAAGGGCAAGACCGAGUGCGCUGGUGCAAAGCACUUUUUACAAGAGAACCUUCCACGUAUGCAAUACAACAACCCUGACGUCGAAUUUGAAGUGUUCAAGUCGGCUGACCCAGCAACCAAACCAUCCGUGACAAUUCAUUUUGGUGAACGAGGAUCUAAAACCAUCGAUAUCCCUACCAUGCAAAGCGACACCAUUUGCGACAAGGUCUUCCAAGCAUCACCAUAA
This is a messenger RNA of Lichtheimia ornata, 339 nucleotides long. RefSeq lists its product as uncharacterized. Gene Ontology annotation, cellular component: mitochondrion. The coding region runs from base 1 to 339 and encodes 112 amino acids. The transcript has 3 exons. Gene Ontology annotation, molecular function: structural constituent of ribosome. NCBI's taxonomy places the organism in Eukaryota, Fungi, Mucoromycota, Mucoromycetes, Mucorales, Lichtheimiaceae. The record is from RefSeq and is a predicted model, not a curated record.